This is a messenger RNA of Oldenlandia corymbosa var. corymbosa, 906 nucleotides long. The record is from the annotation of a GenBank genome assembly. Lineage: Eukaryota; Viridiplantae; Streptophyta; Magnoliopsida; Gentianales; Rubiaceae.
CCAUUGUCCAAUCCAACACAUCGAGUUUUAUUGACAGAAAAAAAAGAUGGAGAAGUACAACAUUUUCACUCUGUUUUUCUUGGCUCUUUUGGCCUUGUUCUCCUUGGCGGAAGCAAGUUCAUCAUCAUCAUCAGUAGCAUCGUCCAAAGCCACAAUUACCUACACAAAUUUCAUCAAAACCAAAUGCAGCACCGCCACCAAUUCCCUAGUCUGUCUCCAAACCCUUUACCCAUUCGCUGCUACGAUUCAAACCAGCAACUUAAAGCUCUGCACCACUGCCCUGGAAGCAGCCAUUAACGGAACCAAAAAUGCAUCCACAACUGUCACGAAAUUGGCCAACCAAAAACAACUCUCUUCAAUGGAUGUUGCGGCCCUGAAAGAUUGCCUUUCCGAUUCGAAAGACGCGGUUUCAGAGCUGAAGCAUACCAUUUCCGCACUUCAACAUCUCAAAGGCCCUGACCGAGAUUUCCAAUGGGCUAAUGCCAAGACUUGGGGCAGCGCUGCUUUAUCCUACGCUGAGUCAUGCAGGGAUGGGUUCUCUGUGAAAAAGAGAGUAACGCCAGCUGUGAGGCAAAAGAUUGACAGUUCCUUUGCUAAAAUUGAAAAGCUCAUGAGCAUAUCUCUGUUUUUCAUCAACCAUCUUUACUAAAGUUGGAGCUCGUUUUUUAGUUAAUUCCUGAAAAGUUUUGGGAUUUUUUGUCAUGUUCACCUUGAAGCAUUUGCAUAUAUCCAACAGGCAGUUCAAUUUUUCCAGAGACUCAAUCCAAGUGUUAUAUUUGAAGUCGUUUUAGUAAUUCGCAAGACCGUUUGACUAAUAGUCAAUACUUACACGGCCGCGUUAGUCAUGUUGUAACGUAGCUCAUCUUUUGUUUAUCUUCUUACACUGAUAUACAUACUGAUUUUUUG